UGGGCUCAAAUGCAAUACCGUGAGCAUGAGGACAUGCUGAAUGUCCUCUGGAUCAAUAUGGAAAGUUUCCAAAACGUACGGCUGGUGUCCAGCACAGCUUCAACCAUGAAGAGUGUGUACCUCUUGGCGCCCACGUUACUGCUGCUCUUGGCACUGCCGGCCUCCAGUGGACGCUACAAUGAUGACUUUGAUGACGGGGAGGACCUGUCAGACUUUGCAGACGACAAUGACUUCGCUGAGUUUGAGGAUGUAAGCGAGGACGCUACGGCCGAGCCAGAGAUGGCAACUCCGUCCCGUGCAGCGCCCCACGUUCAAACUGCGGAGGACGAUGAGGACGAAGCCACGGUGGAGCUAGAGGAGGAGGACGGACAGGAUGACGGCUUUGAGGACUCUGAUACACAGGAUCAAGACAUGUACAGCAAGUAUGAUCCCGAUGAGUUUGACGGCAUGGAGAAGCCCAGCCCGUCCCUCAAAGACCCUCUCAUCAUCCACACUGUGCCAGCCCAUCUACAGAACAGCUGGGAAAGCUACUACAUGGAAAUUCUGAUGGUGACGGGCCUGCUGGCAUAUAUCAUGAACUACAUCAUCGGCAAGAACAAGAACAGCCGGCUGGCCGCGGCCUGGUUCAACUCCCAUAGAGAGCUGCUGGAGAGCAACUUUGCGCUGGUGGGUGAUGAUGGCACCAAUAAGGACGCAGUGAGCACAGGGAAGCUGAACCAGGAGAACGAGCACAUCUAUAACCUGUGGUGCUCCGGUCGCGUGUGCUGCGAGGGCAUGCUCAUCCAGCUUAAGUUCCUGAAGAGGCAAGACCUGCUGAAUGUUCUGGCCCGGAUGAUGAGGCCAGUGUGUGAUCAAGUGCAAAUCAAAGUUACCCUGAAUGAUGAGGACAUGGACACAUUUGUAUUUGCUGUGGGAACCAGGAAGGCCAUGGCCCGGAUGCAGAAGGAGAUGCAGGACUUGAGUGAGUUCUGCAGUGAUAAGCCCAAGUCGGGGGCAAAGUAUGGUCUUCCUGAGACCCUGGCCAUCCUGACGGAGAUGGGCGAAGUCACUGACGGCGUGAUGGACAGCAAGAUGGUUCAUUAUAUAACCGGCCAUGCUGACAAGAUUGAGUCCAUCCAUUUCUCGGACCAAUUUUCUGGUCCAAAAGUUAUGCAAGAGGAUGGACAGCCCUUGAAGCUACCUGAGACCAAGAAGACGUUGUUGUUUACAUUUAACGUGCCUGGCAUGGGCAACACGUCUCCCAAAGACAUGGACUCUCUGCUUCCCUUGAUGAACAUGGUCAUCUACAGCAUCGACAAGGUCAAGAAGCUUCGCCUCAACAGGGAGGGGAAACUGAAGGCUGAUAAGAACCGUGCCCGCGUGGAAGAGAACUUCCUGAAGCAGACACACGCUCAGCGCCAGGAGGCGGCUCAGACCCGGCGGGAGGAGAAAAAAAGGGCUGAGAAAGAGAGGAUCAUGAGCGAGGAGGAUCCUGAGCGACAGCGGCGCCUGGAGGAGGCUGCCCAACGCCGUGAUCAGAAGAAGAUUGAAAAGCAGAUGAAGAUGAAGCAGAUCAAAGUAAAAGCCAUGUAAGGACGGCUGAAGGGAUUCAAGCACACAGCUCAGACGGUCUCCACUGCUUCCAUCUCUCACUUCAGCGACCAGUUCUGGCUCACAAGCUAACACAGACAUUCCCUUUCCAUGGACGUGUCAAGCUUAGCUGUUCUCUGUUCUCAUGGAAACGCAAUUUCCAAUCAGAGUGGGGGGUCUCUUUGGCUGUGAGUGAGCUGCUAGUAACGAGCAAAAGGGACAGAGGAGUUUUCCAUAUCAAGUCCGUCGCCAUGAUGACCCGUGUCUUUUUUUUUUUAGUUUGUUUAGACUGUUUCUUCUGCCUAGAUCUUCAUUGCUUAUUUCAAAGCAAGUCGGCUCAAUGAGCUUUUUAAUUGAAUCUACAGGGAUUGGGGAUGCACCUCUCAGUGGGAAUAAAAAUGCUUAUUUUAAAAGGAAUGUUUUCAUGAGCUGUUAAUGUAACACUGAUGCUGCGAAACUAGAUGCAAAGUGUCAAAUUUUUAUUUAUCUAAGUGACCGAGUCCUUACAAGGUAUGUCUGUCUCUGGUGAAUUUUUGAGCAAACAUAAUAAAAUGCACUGGAAGCUA
Esox lucius (northern pike) is the source of this 2135-nucleotide messenger RNA. It is a transcript of the gene ccdc47, whose product is annotated as coiled-coil domain containing 47. Gene Ontology annotation, molecular function: calcium ion binding. Gene Ontology annotation, cellular component: endoplasmic reticulum. Gene Ontology annotation, biological process: endoplasmic reticulum calcium ion homeostasis. The record is from RefSeq and is a predicted model, not a curated record. Lineage: Eukaryota; Metazoa; Chordata; Actinopteri; Esociformes; Esocidae.